This is a messenger RNA of Procambarus clarkii (red swamp crayfish), 3551 nucleotides long. RefSeq lists its product as uncharacterized. The record is from RefSeq and is a predicted model, not a curated record. Lineage: Eukaryota; Metazoa; Arthropoda; Malacostraca; Decapoda; Cambaridae.
GUAGCAUGAACGGCGGUGUUUAGUCUCUGGUGUGAUUCCUGCCCAGAGUUGCGCGGACGCUGUCGGGCGAGGAUGGAGGUUCUCGUCUAAUAAUCGUGAUGUUUGCUGUUGUUACGUGUGCAACGAGUGUGUGGCGUGUGACGGGCGUGAUGAAUAGACUUUCGAGUAUUUUGCGGUUUACAUUGCGAAGUAUUUAACUGAAUUGUAUCAGGAUGGAGAGCAGUGUGAACUAUGGUGAUUUGAACGAGAGCAAGAUGGAGUUAUUACUGGAAUCAGACGAGGAAGAUGCCAGUCUUCUAAAAGAAAUGGAACAGCAAGAUGAUAUGCAUCCAACAAAACCUUCAAUUACAGAAAACCUUCUGCAGUUGAAAAGUAUAUGUCCUGAUUCUCCUGAGGAUUAUGAGAUUACAGAAUUUCCUGAAAUUCAUGAGGAUGCUUCGGGAGAUUUUGUAGGAGCUAUAGAAGUGAGUGAUGAGAAAAGACAAAGAAAUUUUAUUGGUGCAUUCUCAAAUAAUUCUGGGACUGUAACAUAUAAGGAAGAAAAGCAGGUGGAUGAGCUACAGGAAAGCAUUGAAGGUGAAAAAAAACACAAAAAAUGUUUAGUGGGAGGCCACUGUGAUAGUUUCACAUGCUCAGGUACACAACAAAAUAAAAUUUUGCCUUUGACAGAAUAUAUGAUAGAUGGUGUUCAAAUUUUAAGACUAGACAUGUCAACAAGUCAACUUCUGUUUGCAAAAUCUGCUGCAGCUAUGGGGAGUCAGCCAUGCAAGGCCAAAUCUGCAAAUUGCCUGUCUAAUGCCUCUCAGUCUAAGGGGCUUUCUUUUAUGGAAUUAAUAACUGAGGAAAGAAUAGGUAACACUUUAUCAAAAGAUUAUAAAUCUUCACAUUCCAAUAGCAAUGAAGAAAGAACAAAAAAAAAAUCAAAAUUUAUUAUAAAAAUGCAACAAGACAGUUGUGUGACACAGCCUUCUGGCAACCAGAAUAAAACAAAGUCUGGGAUAAAGAAUAGAAAAAGAAAAAAUCAAGAGGUAUGUAAACAAAAGUCAGAAAAUAUGGAAUUGAAUACUCCAGUAAAAAAGAAGAGACUGGCACAUUUUAAUAUGAAUGGCCCAAGAGUUGUUAUUUUCCAUUGCAGUUACUGUGAUUUUAAGUGUCCCUUUAUGAACGAGAAUAUCAAUGAAAUAGUUGAACAUCUUACUCCCAGGGAAAGGUUUAAUCACCUCCAUGAUAUAUCAGAAAAAUUAAAUAGCUUCAAGGAGUGUGUGAAACUUAAUGUAAUGGUUGCAAAGAACAAAGCCAAAGUACAGGUUCGUUUGCUGAGUCGUGCAGAAUGCACCAACUGUGGUCAGCAAGUUCCUUUGGAUGUGGAUAGCAGUGACCAACUUGCCUUACAUUAUAACUGGUGUAGAAAAUUAAUAAGUGAUGAUAAAUAUAUUUCAUGCCCAUAUUGUAAUGAAUUAGUCCACCGUGGUAGCAUUAAAAAGCAUCUCAAUGUAAAAUCAAAGAAACAAUGUACUAUGAAUAUAACUUCAACUCUUCAACUAAUGUCAUGUGUGUGUAAGCAAUAUUCUGUAGAGCACCGACCUGUGUGUGUUGUAUGCAAUGAAAAGUGUUGGUCUUAUUUAGGGCACAGAAUGGAAUUAAAUCCAGUUUGUGAAGGUUGCAGGAUAAACAUAAUUAGUGGAAACACCACAAAAUUAAAGAAUAGAGAUUUGGCUGCAUGUGCAAUAUGUAGUUAUCAAUGUUCUAAGAAAUGUGUUACUUACUGGGCUAGUGAACUAGAGGCAGUGUUCAUUGGAGAAAACUGCAUUAAAAAGUUGAAAGAACCAUUAAUACACAAGUCAAUAUCAGUUGCAGAUGCUAUGGAAGCUAAGAUUAGAAAACUUAUAGAGAUGGCUGUAGCAUCUGAACAAUUUAGCAUGGACCUUGAGAGAGCACAAGCUAAAAAUAUAUCUACUUCUGUGGAAUGUUUGACUGAAAGCCAUACUAGUAAUUCAGACAAAUAUUCAAGUAAUUUCACAAAUACAGUGCAGGAAGCUAAAGAUAAGAAAAAUGUAAUGAACUGCAAUUUUAGCCAGAGUGAAUCAGAAAAAUCUAUGGUAAAACAUGAUCUUCCAGUUCCGAGCAGAGUUACAAAUGGACAUUUUAUCCCAAUAACUGGAUCUUUUAGAAUAAAUGCUGGUAAUCCAUUGCCAUUUGCAAAAUUGGCGACUACUUCAGAUACUCAGAAUCCACAUAAGACUGUGCCAGUUACAUCCAUUUCUGCCCCAGCGGUGCCUAAAAGUAAAGUAGUUAUCCAGAGUGAUGUGUCAAAAAAUUUUCUAAAAGCCGAUUAUACAGGAAUUUGUCAAAAAAUUGCUGAGGGCAAACUAUCUAUGAAGGUUUCACCUCAUCGACCAAAUCCUAAAACAAUGUGUCAAGUCAUUUCUAAUUGCACCCCAAAUAAUGUUAUCACAGAGCCUUUACCAUUGAAAUAUGUUUUAAAACUGAACAGUUUGACACCUACAAGACAAGAAAAAAAGGAUGAUCAAAAAGAAGCAAAUGCCAGUCACAUAAUUAUCAGAACUUCAUCAAAUGCUUUUCAAAUAAAAAGAAGCGACGUGGCUCCACCUAGGGUAGCCCUAGUAAUUAAAACUGCUAACAAUUUAUUAAUGAAUGAGAUUAAAAAAAAAGGAAAAUUUCACAAGAGUGGCAUGAAAGAAAGUUAUGUCAAAAAAUAAGACAGAAAUAGUAACUUUGGAUUAGAAUUUGUUUGAUGCAAGAAUGCCACUCGUGUAAAAAUUUUGUUUACCAUAAUUGAGUAUACAGUGGCGCCUCGAUUAACGAGUUUAAUCCGUUCCAGCACCGAGCUCGUCAUGUGGAAAACUCGUCUUGCGAAACAAUAACAAAACUGUCGUUGGUGGUGUCUGAGAACCAGCGGGAACGCUCAUUAAUCGAGCGAAAGCUCGUCAGUCGAGACAUAUAUUUUCUGCUAGUGGCUUGCUCGUUACGAGCAUCGUUACUCAAAAUGCUCGUAACUGGAGCCACUUGUCAUUCGAGGUUCCACUGUAUUAUUAAUGAGUAAAUGAUUGGUAAAUGAAUAUGUAAAGUUUUUUUUUUUCCAAGGCUGAAACAUCAGAACUAAUUCAGAUGUUGAAUUUGAUUUUAUUUCUUUUUUUACCAUUGAAUUCUUAACUUCUUGAAAGAAAUUAAUAUACAUUUAGUACUUGCAUUGAUAACUGUAUUUACAUACAUAGCAUAUGAGAUAUUAUCAACUAUAUUUGUGCAGUCUAUGUAUUGGCUCAAAUUCCUUGUAUUCCUGUACGAUAAGAUUAGCAUUAACAGCUUACAUACACUUUUGUGAUAUUUUAUAUAAUUAAUUUUAUGACAUUCAUGUGACAAUGAAAUUACCAUGUUAUAUAAAGUUCCUUAAUAUGCUUGUUAAUAGGCAUUAUGUAUACAUGAAUUACUGUAUAUAUUUAUAUGUAGUUUUAUAUAGCAUUCAUAUUAGAAUUAAUUUUUCUAAGAAAGCAGUGUAAUUUUAGUGUGAUAAAUUAAACAUAUGUAUAAUU